Rotaria socialis is the source of this 3291-nucleotide messenger RNA. Lineage: Eukaryota; Metazoa; Rotifera; Eurotatoria; Philodinida; Philodinidae. The record is from the annotation of a GenBank genome assembly.
AUGCCGAAACGUGGCUCUACGACUUCGGGCACUGUCGCAUCUGUACCACGUAAAAAGCAAAAAAGUGUUGAACCAACAUAUAGUCAAAACACCGAUGAACAAGAUGAAAAUACGCCAUUAAAUCAUAGCAAUUAUUUCUCUCAAUUAUCACAAUUAUCAAAACAAAGUCCCGAUUUACAUAAAAAUGCUGGUACUAUUCUUAGGGUUAGUGUAAAAAAUUUUAUGUGUCAUACAUUUCUUGAAUUUGAUUUCAAUGAAAAUCUUAAUAUGGUUAUUGGCAAUAAUGGCAGUGGUAAAUCUGCAGUAAUGAAUGCAAUUACAUUGACUUUAGGUGGUCGUGCAACGAGCACAAGUCGUUGUUCAAAUAUUGGCCGUUUCAUUCAACAUGGCAAAGGUUUUGCUGAAAUAUCAGUUGUACUAUGUAAUCAAGGUCUUGAAGCGAUUGAUAUAGAACGUUUCGGUCGAUCGAUUACAAUUACACGUAAAGUGACUGUCAAAGGUAGCAGUCAUUAUCAAGUUAAAAAUGAAUAUGGUAAAAUCGUCUCCGAGAGAAAAGAUACAAUCGAUACGAUUGUUGCACAUUUCAAUAUUCAAGUUGAUAAUCCAAUGUGUAUGCUUAAUCAAGAUAUUGCAAAAAAUUUUCUCAAUACAAAAAGUACAAAAGAAAAGUACAAUUUUUUUUUAAAAGCAACACAAUUACAAAAAAUGGUUGAAGAUCUUGAAGAAAAUACAGUUGAAAUUCGUAUUGCCAAAGGUUUAUUGGUUGAUCAUGUGAAAAAACGAAAAGAAAUUCAAGCACAAAAAGAAGAACUUGAUGCUAAAUUGAAAUUUGCUGAAUCCGUACGUAAUGCAAAAUCUAACGCUGAUAAUCUUCAAGGACAUCUUGAAUGGGCUGAAGUUAUCAAUCAUGAAAAAACAUUAGCCGAAACCGAAAAAAAACUUGUCGAAGAUCAAUAUGCUGUUCAAGAAUAUACGAACAAACGUGAUGCAUUAAUAGAUGAUAUGAAAAAUGAAAAAUCAAAACGUGAUGAAUUACUUCGUAAAGCACAAGAAGUUGCAAAUAACGCUAUUGAAGCAAAGCGUAUUCAUGAUGAUCUUGAACGACAAAUGAAAUUGUUUAAUAAAGAAAAACGAGAUUUAUUACAUGAAGUAAGUAAACUCGAAAAAGAACUUCAACUGCAAACUGAAUUGAAGAAAAAACUUCAAAAGAAAAUCGAAGAAAUGCGUCGCAAAGCAACUGGCAAUAAUGACUAUGAGAAAGCUUGUCAACGUAUAAAUGAAUUACAUAUUUUAAUUAAUGAACAACGACAAAUACUAUCUAUGAAAGAAAGUGAACAAGGUAAUUUUCGACAAUUAUAUGAUGAUGAACGUCAAACUUUAUUCAAUGAUCAAUCAACUUUGAAACAACACGAGGAUACUUUACGUCGAAAGCGUGGUGGUAUUCAACAACUUAAAGCAGCUAAACAAGAUCGUGUUACAAUUUAUGGACGUUAUACAUUGGCCAUUCUUAAAGAAAUUGACAAACAUGCACACCGAUUUAAACAAAUACCGAUUGGACCUGUUGGUAAACAUAUUCGUCUAGUUGAUCGAAAAUGGGCUAUUGCCGUCGAACAAGCUAUUGGCAAUAGUAUGCAAGGUUAUCUUUGUUCAUGUCGUGAUGAUGAACGAGUUCUUCUCGAAAUUCUUUCGCGCUGUGUACCAGCACAAGAAAUGGACUAUCGGCCAAGUGUUACUGUGAUGAAAUAUCAAUCAAAAGUGUAUCAAAAUCUUCGAUUACCUCCAUCGAGUUUUACAACAAUUUUAUCAAUGCUACAAAUUGAUAAUCCAACAGUUACAUGUUUCUUAAUUGAUCAUGCACGUAUUGAACAAAGAGUUCUCAUGGAUAAUUACGAAACUGCUCGCCGUAUCAUGGAGAGAAGUGCACCACCGAAUUGUGUUGCUGCGUAUCUUCCAAAUGGUACAGAAAUGCAAAACACAUAUGUAUUUCGUUGCUAUACAUGCAGAGUUCAGAAUCCUCGAUUUUUUGUUGAAGAUUUUGCUGAACAAAUUACUCGUGCCGAAAAUGAAUGUAUUACUAUAGAACGAAACAUGCUAGAGGUUAAAGAAAAAAUUAAGGAAACGCAACAACGAGUCAAUCAACAUCAACAGACAGUGGCUGGAUUAGAUGGAACAAUCAAUGAAAUCAGAGCUACAUGUGGUCGAUUAGGAAAAGAACUUCGAGAAUUACAAUUAAUCGAAGCACCAAAUGAUUCGAAUAUGGAUGAUUGUGAAAAUGAACUAUCGGAAUAUGAUACUCGUAUUGAAACUUUUAAGCAACGAAUUAAAGAUCAAAAAUCAAAAGCUGAAAUAGAAUCACCCGAAUAUCGACAAAUUCUAGAUGAUGUAGCACAAGCACGACAACGUGUUAUGGAAAAACGUGAAGAAGCUGAACAAUGUAAAACAUCACUUCAAGCAUGUGAUGCUUUAAAAGAAAAUGGACAAAGAGCUAUCAAUGAAUUACAACGAGGACUCGAUGAUAAUCAAAGAAAAUUAGAACAACAUGAAGCUACAAAAAAAUUUAUUGAAACUAAGCUUCAAAUUCAAAUUGAAAAUGCUCAAAAAUUACUUAAUCAAAAACCUGAGGGCGAAAUUGACGUCAAGGCAACUCGACGAAGACUUGAUGGUAUUCUAAAAUUUAUUGAAACAAAUAAAAAUGUUUUCUAUGAUGUGCAACAAAUAAAGGAUCGUUCAGAAAAAGUCAAGAUAGCUUUAGAUACAUUCGGUCGAGUUGUUGAUAAACAAGAAAAGCUAGUUCAUAAAUUAUUUAAAGCGUCACGCCAUCGUGGUCAACAAUACAAAAAUCUUUUAGAGGCAACAGCUAAACUAACAAGUAGUUGCUUUACUUCGUUUCUUGAAUCAAGAAAUUAUACUGGUGAAGCUAUUUUCGAUCAUAAAGAGGGAACUCUAGCUCUUGAAAUUACACCACGUGGCGAUGAAGUUCAUAAAGAUACUCGUUCAUUAUCAGGUGGUGAACGUUCGUUUUCGACCGUUUGCUUUAUGCUUGCUCUUUGGGAAGUUGUGGAAAUGCCAUUACGUUGUCUUGAUGAAUUCGAUGUUUUCAUGGAUCAUGUAACACGUCGAACAGCUAUGAAUCUUGUUCUUGAAGUUGCUCGAGAAAAGAAAAAACAAUACAUAUUUUUGACACCACAAGAUCUAAGUUUUCUAAAGAUAACGGAUGACAUGCGCAUUCUACGAAUGCCUCAACCUAAACGUACAUUAAUGGAAAUAAAUAAUGAUAAUGAUGCCGAUUAA